AUGACACCGGCGCGCGCCGUUGCUCAGCGUCUCAACAAUGCCUUUGUUUCCGUUCCACCGUCUCCCAUCAGCCUUGACCAAUAUCGUCCUCUCAAGGGAACCCAGCUUCACGCGUCGACUAAGCUGAAAGAAAACAUCCCUCUACCACCAUUUUAUGUCUCCAUCCUUCAAUCCUACCCAUCUUCCUCAUCACAUAAACGAAAGAUGGAUGAUCGCGACCAACCAUCCCACACUAUCGCGUCUGCUACAAAGAAGGCUAAGCACACGGUGACUAGCUCCUCAACGGCCAAACAGACCCAACAUGCCCCAGAGGAAGAGUAUCCAAACGGUUUUAUUUACUGUCACCAAUGCAACAGGAAACGCGACCUCCAAGUCAGUGUUCAAUGUACCUCACUCAAGCCACGGGCGACUGCUGCAGGUGCACAGGAAAGGCGCUGCCUUGUAAAAUAUUGCAAAUCUUGCUUGAUGAAUCAUUAUGGGGAAAGUGUGGAUGAUAUCAAAGCUCAGACUCGAAAUGCCAGAACACAAUCUGGGCAUGUUGUCGGCGAGGGAUACAUCUUCAAAUGCCCACGCUGCAGAGACAUCUGUGAUUGUUCCAAGUGCAAGAGAGCAAAGGGUCUUGAACCUUUGAGCAGCGCACUGCAGGGAAAAGCUGAUAAUCCGAAACGGGAAAAGAAGUCCAAAACCCAGGUUAUCAAAGAAACCGCCGUCACGCCUGCUGUUCAGAAGGCUAUUUUGAAGAAAUCUAAGCCUAAAGCUCUCCCGACACUCAAAUGGACAGCAAUUCUCGCGAACCUCAGUCAAGCGGAAGCGGAAGAGCGUAUAUGCAUUCGCGAGUUCUUUCAGAGGUUUGGCAGAAUUAUGGACCCACCAAUAGCCAAGGGUCACCUGGAGGAGCUGGAAACGAUAUCGGGACGGAAGAAGCUACGGGAUGACAAUGACGAGUUGGCGGGCUGGAUCAGUGAGCCAUGCCUGAAGGCAAUCGUUCUGGGCCUCUUGGAGUGCCUUGCCAAUGAUCAUGAAAACAAUAUCGCGAAAAUAAUCAAAUUACACGUUAAAGAAUUGCGUUCCGCUGGUAUGAAUUUGAACAAGAUAUGGAAAAUUCUCGCCGACAUGCGUGAAACCAUUGCAAACUCAACCUCAAAUGAAGUAUCGGGACGGCCGCAGGCUGUCUUGACAUUUCCUAACCCCCUUCCGCCACCUGCAUCGGCCAACAUACGCGCAACUCGUAGUAUUGCCGGAACAUCCACUAUCUCCGUAUGCCAUACCGCGCAAAUGAUUCCUGUUAUCCUCUCGCUCAUCAACCUUGCGCUGGAAACCGCUGCAGCGCGCAAAGAAAUGGAGCAAGGGAUCAAGGAUAGCAAAGAUGCUGCAAGGGAUGCCAGGGAAGCGGCCAAGCGGGAGAAUGACCAGUGGGAGCAAGCUCGCAAGCCCGCGGAACAUACCAUAAUAAAGACGACCAAUAAGGGAAAAGAGAAAGAUGCUAAACAGACACAGGAGAAUGUAGAGAAGAGAAUGUUACACAAGGCUCGUCUAUUGAACAUUGACAACGCACUGAAAAUCGUGACGUCUGGAUUUGCCCCACGGUUCUCGGCGUUGGGCGCAGACCAUGAAGGUCGGAUGUAUUAUGCUCUAAGACCCGGAUAUCCAGAACGGGAGGCUGCACUUGAAUACCUAGAGGCACUGUCCAGCGAUAAGCCCACGAAGGUGAAGAGAAAGGCUCGCAACAUUGGCGACACAAAACGUGAGGAGCUAACAGAGUGGUCAUGGUUUAUCGCUGUGUGGGGGAAGAAGCCCCAGGCAACACCAGCCCGGACAGCGGGCCAUGACAAAAGUUCCGAUGGCGAAGGUGGGGAAAGCUGGUGGGCAUUGGGGGAGUCCGAGGAGAUCUUGAAGGUUGCGGAUUGGAUUACUAUCAAAUGCGGCUUGGAGGAUGAGGAGGACGUGACUACAGCUCCAUCAUCAUCCACACCAAAACUAAACAAACGCAAAAUGGACGAACUCAAACAGCUUGUGCUAGAUCUGAGAGCGUAUGCAGGCCUUCUGGAGUGGAGGUCGCGCGAAACACUGCUCAAUGAGCUUCGCACUCUAGAAGACAAGGGAUUGGAACAGCAACGGAUUGAUGCACAAGGAAUACCCAAGGCCGCUCCCAUUCCGACCUCGCGAUUUUACGGGGCGUAG
Laccaria bicolor S238N-H82 is the source of this 2181-nucleotide messenger RNA. RefSeq lists its product as uncharacterized. Gene Ontology annotation, biological process: regulation of DNA-templated transcription. The transcript is spliced from 6 exons. The record is from RefSeq and is a predicted model, not a curated record. Gene Ontology annotation, cellular component: nucleus. The coding region runs from base 1 to 2181 and encodes 726 amino acids. Lineage: Eukaryota; Fungi; Basidiomycota; Agaricomycetes; Agaricales; Hydnangiaceae.